AUGUUCUUACUUGAUCCACUAGUAUAUUCAGUACGAAUAGAUUGUGAUUUUAUUGCGUCCAAACUUAAUAGUGGGAGUGUGGUUUCAUCACAACUUCUUCUCGAAAAGCAACUUACUUUUAUGGUUAUUGCCUGCCUUGCCGAUGCGGCUUUGGAGAGUAAGCAGGCGAAAAGUGACAAAGCUGCUUCGGACCUAAUGUGCAAUAUCGCCAUCGCCGACAUUACCAAAGUCAGCGUUGAUGAUUUUGUGAAACAAAUCACCCUUAUUGAUAUGUCCUAUUUCGCUGCAAUUAAACGGUCUGAGUUCCUCAGUCUCAAAUGGAACGGCAGGGACAAGAAAAUUUACGCACCGAACAUCGUCGAGUCUACAAAGUGGUUCAAUCAACUCAAUUUUUGGGUUCAGAAGGAAAUUCUAAAAUAUCCUGCUGUAAACAAACGUACUGAAAUGCUUUCUUAUUUCAUAAAGUUAGCCAAGAUGGAUAGUUUACUUCAAGUAAAUGGAUCUACGUAUUUGUGUGUUUUUGUAGUUAAUCAAAUUGUUUUACAUCGCCAAGUGCAUUCUUGUGCCACUGGCUUUAAAGAAAGUAGUGAUACUUCUUUCAAAUUCAUCUCAAAUUUUUUUUCUGCCUGUUUUUAUUGGCCUGCUUAG
Molecule: messenger RNA, 648 nt
Organism: Echinococcus granulosus
Lineage: Eukaryota; Metazoa; Platyhelminthes; Cestoda; Cyclophyllidea; Taeniidae
Product: Ras-specific guanine nucleotide-releasing factor RalGPS1
Exons: 5
Coding region: 1-648 (215 amino acids)
Biological process (GO): positive regulation of GTPase activity; Ras protein signal transduction
Cellular component (GO): plasma membrane
Molecular function (GO): guanyl-nucleotide exchange factor activity
Source: RefSeq, a predicted model, not a curated record